This is a messenger RNA of Hyaloscypha bicolor E, 2083 nucleotides long. RefSeq lists its product as uncharacterized. NCBI's taxonomy places the organism in Eukaryota, Fungi, Ascomycota, Leotiomycetes, Helotiales, Hyaloscyphaceae. The coding region runs from base 209 to 1855 and encodes 548 amino acids. The record is from RefSeq and is a predicted model, not a curated record. The transcript is spliced from 3 exons.
GAACGACCUGCAACCCUCUCAUCCGUAUAGGACCUAUCAGCACUCCCAUUUGUACCUGCCUGGCUCUCCAGUCCUGCCCUCUGCUUUCUCUCCAAUGGCGAAGAUUUCACAGCUUCUCUUCCUUCUGUAUUCCUUUCUUUGAGCUAAAACUUUAAGCUUCUGACUUCUGGAUUGCGCAAGUUCGCAUUCGGAAUGAGAAGUGGUCGCCAUGCAAAUCUUGAGCGGGUAUCUCGAUGAAGCAUAUCGGACAUGGCUGGACUCGUCCGCGAAUUGCUGUUCGCCCCGGAAAGCCCAAUUUGAAGCGCCCAGGCUUGGUGCUGAGAAGCCCAUGAGAAUUGAGCAUCAUCAACCUCGUCUGGUGCCGCCCCUGGUACCGCCCCAAGACUCCAGCAAUGAAUGGAGUACUCGGACGAGAAGUUUCGGGUCCCGCGCCUCAACUCGAGCGAGCUUUGCCGUGAGGAGGAAGCUGAAUGCGUACAAUGGCUUUCAUUCAAACAAUAAUACACCGCGCAGGCCGCAAAUUGGUGCACCUUCAGACUUUAGACAUAUCGAUCAUGCCAUGCCACGGCGGAAGGAGGUAUUCAGACCUCUAGAAUUGUCCAUCUACAUGCCGGAGAAUCAGCUGUCUCCUAUUCUUCCACAUUUCGGACAAAUCGACGAGAUGUCCUUCCCAUCAGACGAGAAGGAGCUCCCCUAUCCACCGGCAGCACUUCCUCACUCUAGAAGCGAGUCGCAAAUAUCGUUCCGGAUACCACGGAAGCCUCUUCGUUCAAGCUCUAGAGCUUCUUCAGAAUGGACUGCUCAGUUCAAACCAAGGCCAGAGUCACUCAGUGCCAAUGAGCUGUUAGCGGUCAUGGAACAUGACCUUCCAAGAGUUCCACCACCAGCACGUCUGAGGUCCUACACCGAGCCGCCAGCUUACGAGCGAGUCAAGUCGGCUUUGCACGAGAAGUACGAGUUAGAGCAACGAUUGAAGGAUCUGGAAGAGAUUAUCGAGGAGCGGAAAUCUGUGUACUUCAACUCUCGACCCACGAGUCGGGCACUCAGUCGACCAACAAGCGUCUACUCAGAAGCUCAAGAACCAAUGCCACCACCACCCCAAGCCCUUCCCGCAGUCCCCACACCACCGAUCGCGCCCUCGUUUGCCACGCGUGUCACCCUCCCAGACGCCGACCGACGCCCCAAAACCGCCCCAAGCCCCUUAAAAACAGUCCACAUUCCUGCCCGCCUAACCCCCUUCACCGAAGCCUCCGCCGCAUUCACCACACCCUCCCCGUCCUCCUCCUUGGCCUCCUCCCGGCCACCUUCCCGCCCAGAGCACGUUACUCCCCUCCCACCGCCCCCUCCUCUCCCCCUCGUCCUCCAAUCCCCUCACCCACCUUUACGAAAAAAGAAAUCCUUCUCAGGAAAAGUCUCACACUGGCUCUUCCCCUCCGAACACAGCCGGAACAUCUCCUUGGACUCGAUAACCAACAGCCCGAAACCGGUUACUUCAAGGGAAGGGUUCUAUCAGUGCAUUGACCUCCAACCUCAGCGCCAAAGCCAGAAGGGGAGGGAUUCCAUGGAUAGUGAUAAUGCGAGCACAGUUAGUACCCUGGAAACGAGAAGUGAGAGCGAGCUCGAGGCGCCGCGGACGAUGGAGACCGGGUGGACGCCGGAUUCAAGUCCUGGGCGGGAGAGGAGUGAGAAGGAGCUCGGAGUGGAGAUUAGGGCGCUGAGUAUGGAUAGUAAGAGGGAGGAGAGCGUGGAGUUGUCGAGGGUGAGGACGUUUGGGGAGAAGGAGGUUGAGGUUGGGAGCACGGAAGGUUGGGCGAUGAAUGGGCAUGGGAGGAAUAGUGUUGGUGUUGCGUUUUGAUCUUGGGGGUAGAUACCAGUUGCCUUUUGGUUCGUUUGCGCAUGUAUGAAGGAAUGUUGCGUUUGCGAAUUCAAAUGCUUUCAUGGCUGUAAGCCAUGCUAAUACCAAUAUCAAUACAAUCGUUGAGAAAGAAUUGAAUUUGCUUAGAUAAGGAGUCUCAAGGUGGACAACACAACGGCAGUUAUUUCCAAUAUUCCACGUCAAGUUAGACAUUCCAAAUGCCUCUCG